Salarias fasciatus (jewelled blenny) is the source of this 3573-nucleotide messenger RNA. RefSeq names its product glucosidase, beta (bile acid) 2 (gene gba2). The record is from RefSeq and is a predicted model, not a curated record. The coding region runs from base 468 to 3035 and encodes 855 amino acids. Gene Ontology annotation, molecular function: glucosylceramidase activity; beta-glucosidase activity. NCBI's taxonomy places the organism in Eukaryota, Metazoa, Chordata, Actinopteri, Blenniiformes, Blenniidae. The transcript is spliced from 18 exons. Gene Ontology annotation, cellular component: membrane. Gene Ontology annotation, biological process: carbohydrate metabolic process; central nervous system development; glucosylceramide catabolic process.
GGGUCCUGCCAGAGGUCGGAUUGGAGCCGCAGUGGGAUGACAGCGCCGCCCCGGCUCCCCCGGCUGAAUGACUGAGGCUGAUCUGUAGCACUUCCUGUGGCUGUCAUCCAGCAGGAUUCGUGCCAGAGGAGCAAAAGUGGAAGAUCCAGGUCCAGGAUUCCCCUGAGGGCAUGAGGACACUGAGCCAAAGAGGCUGUGAAAGCUCUCCCAGACUGUGAAAUCCAAAUAAUGGCACUGGAACCUCCAACCUGAAUGAUUAGUAGCUUAUUGCACAAGUAUGAAGAGCUUAUUAAUUGUACUGGAAAGGCACUCUACAGUUCACUGGAUCUUUUGAAAAACACUCCUGGAGCUACUUCCUCUUCGUUGAAGACACAACAAACAGAUUCCCUGCCAGUAGACACAAACUUGUUUACUUUCUCCACGGAUUCAUUACCGGAUUGUUUUGCAGCUUGAGAUACUGUGCAAACAUGACUUCAGAGUGGGGAGAGAAAUCCACGGCGGAGCUCAUGAGCAGGUACGUCUCCAAGGAGACGGGGUACGGCGUGCCCAAGGACGGCUGGCGCAUCUGUCUGGCUCACGAGUUCAAGGAGAAGCGGAAGCCGUUCCAGGCGAAAGACGUCUCGCUCUCCAACAUCUUGGAGCACGUCGGCCUGGGAAUCAGGUAUCUGAAAUGGUGGUACAGGAAGACCCGGGUGGAGAAGAAGGCUCCUUUCAUCGACAUGUUCUCUGCUCAGCCGUUACGCCAGAUAUACGGCGUACCGCUUGGCGGUAUUGGGGGAGGAACCAUCACCCGGGGCUGGAGGGGGGAGUUCUGCAGAUGGCAGCUCAACCCCGGGAUGUACACCUACAAAACGGUCACAGCCAACCAGUUCACGGUCUGCUUGCGGCGCGGCGGACAGACGGUUUACCAGCAGGUGCUUUCAGUGGAGCGCCCGCCCACACUGCAGGGCUGGAACUGGGGCUACUGCGGGGAGUACGCCUUCUAUCACGCCCUGUACCCCCGAGCCUGGACCGUCUACCACCUGCCGGGGCAGAACGUCACUCUGACCUGCAGACAGGUCUCCCCCGUCAUCCCCCACGACUACCAGGACUCCAGCCUCCCGGUGGCGGUGUUCGUGUGGGACAUCGAGAACAGGAACGACUACGCUCUGGACGUCUCCAUAAUGUUUACAGUGGUUAAUGGGUCGGGACAGAAAGACGACAAGAGCGGCGGGCACUGGAACGAGCCCUUCCACCUGGAGAAGGAGGGCGAGGCGGUGUCGGGGGUCUUGCUGCACCACUGCACCGCGGUGAACCCCUACACCCUGUGCAUCGCCGCCCGAGAGCAGGCUGACAGGGAGAUCAGUCACCAGACGGCGUUCGCUCCAAAGGGGACCUGCAGCGGGCUGUGGAGCGACCUCCUCACCGACGGACGGCUGGACUCACCGACAGGAUCCAGCCCGCCGACGCCGAAGGGAGAAAAGGUGGCGGCGGCGCUGGCCGUGGGCUGCCCGGUCGCAGCUCACGGCCACGGUAGCCUGGAGUUCUGCCUCUGCUGGGACAUGCCCACCAUCACCUUCGGCUCUCGGGAGAGGGAGCACAGCAGGAGAUACACUCGAUACUUUGGGACCAAAGGCGACGCCUCGCCCUCGCUCAGUCACUAUGCACUGACACACUACAGACAGUGGGAGAGGAGCAUCGACGACUGGCAGCGGCCCGUCCUGCAGGACAGUUCUCUCCCCUCUUGGUACAAGUCGGCGCUGUUCAACGAGUUAUACUUCGUGGCGGACGGAGGGACGGUGUGGACGGAACUCCACCCGGACGCCGACGUCAGCGGCGGUCUGCGCAGCGAGAACGGCGGUCUGCCCGCUCAGCCGGCCGUCAUCAAGGAGUACGGCCGCUUCGCCUACCUCGAGGGUCAGGAGUACAGGAUGUACAACACGUACGACGUGCACUUCUACGCAUCCUUUGCACUAAUUAUGCUCUGGCCCAAACUCGCCUUGAGUGUGCAGUACGACAUUGCUGGUACUGUGGUUCGGGAAGACCUAACGGAGAGGCUCAAUCUGAUGAGUGGCCGUUAUUCUCCAUUCAAGACCAAAAACGUGGUGCCCCAUGACAUUGGAGAUCCAGAUGAUGAGCCGUGGCUGAGGCUGAAUGCCUAUCUCAUCCACGACACUGCUGACUGGAAGGAUCUGAACCUGAAGUUCGUGCUGCAGGUCUACAGGGACUUCCAUCUUACCCAAGACAGUCAGUACCUGCAAGACAUGUGGCCUAUUUGUAAGGCGGUGAUGACGUCUGAGAUGAAGUUUGACCUGGACGGGGACGGCCUCAUCGAGAACUCUGGAUAUGCUGACCAGACCUAUGAUGGCUGGACAGUGACUGGACCAAGUGCGUACUGUGGUGGACUCUGGCUGGCGUCCUUGUGUGUGAUGUGUAAAAUGGCCAAACUGGUCAACAGUGAGGAGGAUUACCAGCAUUACAGAGACAUCCUGGACAGAGGCAGUGCUGCUUUUGAUAAGCUGCUGUGGAACGGGAAGUACUACAACUACGACAGCAGUGGGAGAAACCUUUCGAACAGCGUCAUGUCGGACCAGUGUGCCGGCCACUGGUUCCUGAGGGCUUCAGGACUGGGAGAGGGAGAGUUCCAGGCUUUCCCAAAAGAAAAGAUCCAAGGUGCGCUGAAGUCCAUCUUCGACUUGAACGUGAUGAGCUUCGCCGGAGGCCAGAUGGGGGCGGUCAACGGCAUGCGGCCUGAAGGGGUGCCCGACCGCUCCAGCGUCCAGUCGGACGAGGUGUGGAUCGGAGUGGUGUAUGGCCUGGCGGCCACCAUGAUCCACGAGGGCAUGCGGGAGGAGGGUCUGCGGACGGCAGAGGGCUGUUACCGCACGGUGUGGGAGAGGCUCGGCAUGGCCUUCCAGACUCCCGAGGCUUACUGCGAGAAGGGCAUCUUCCGCUCCCUGGCCUACAUGCGGCCUCUGAGCAUUUGGUCCAUGCAGCUCGCCCUGGACGCUUCCCAGACAGAUCAGACCACAGCAUCCCAACCGGGAGGCACCUGAGUCAUCAGAUACGACGAACUGAGCGGAGCAGAAAUUCCCUCUGAAAGUGACACUGCUUUCACCAUCGCUCUGCUGUGACGACAACCUGGAGAACUCUCGCUUGAAUCCUUUGCAGGCCUCAAAAUUUAUUUCAAACGGUUCGUUUAGUUGUUUCAGGCGAGAAGUCAGAGCUUUAGUUUUUUUUUGCACAGCUCUGAAAUGGUGAAGCUUUUUUUUAAGUUGACAUUUGUCAAGAGACUGAAUCUUGGUGCAGGCAGGUCUGUAAAUAUCAGCCUCAUGUUUGAUCAAGACACUACAUUUCACAGCAACUUGGCGUUGACCACAUAUACAAUGUUUUUAACUUUCUUGAUUUGAAUUUGAAUGCUGUACUAAAUUAUGUAAUGAAUGACAGGAAUUUCAAUCCAUUUUUUUUUAAACAUAUAGCGUUGGUGCCUUGUUGCAUGUUGGCCUGAAUCUACAAUGUAUAAAAGUAGGGGCAACAUUUACACUGUUUUAUAGGAUCCAAUACUCUUGACAAUCACUCUGAAUAAAUGAACGA